CCCGGGUUUUGUGCGGUGCGACUUGUCCGGAAAAGACUAUAAGCAUCCCAGGGCCUGAACGGAGGAUCGUCCUGGUGGGCAGAAGCGGAAAUGGGAAAAGUGCAACAGGAAACACAAUUCUGGGAAGAAAAGUCUUUAAGCUUAGGAUGUCAUUUUGGUCAACAACAGAAAUAUGCCAAAAGGAGGAAGCACAGUUGAAUGGCAGGAAGGUUGUGGUUGUUGAUACGCCUGGCUUUUUCCCUACCAUAGGUCUACAGAAGGACAUUGUUGCAGAAGUGAGCAAGGGCGUGAAGUUUUGCUCCCCGGGUCCCCACGUCAUUCUGCAUGUGAUGCCUCUUAGUUAUUUCAUCCGGAAGGAGAUGGAGGUGAUUCAGCUCAUCAAAGAGGUUUUUGGCUUUAAAGCCAAGAAUUACAUAAUCCUCUUGUUCACCCACAAAGAUCACCUGAAAGGUCGAUCUCUAGAACAAUUUAUAUCUGCCAAAGCUGAAGACCUGAAGGAAUACAUUGCUGAAUGUGGGAACCGGAUGCUGGCUUUCAACAACGAGGCCGAAGAGGAAGAACGAGAGGCUCAGGUGGCCAAACUGAUGGCCAUGAUUGAUGAUCUGGCGGAAAGGAACAGAAAUGCUCCUUCUUAUACAUAAGACAUGAUGAAAGCCAACAAAAGACACAACCUCUGUUUGUUUCCCUUUCCAUCAGAGACCAAAAUGACUCUCUAAUUAAGAGACUGCUCCCAGCUCUGCCAUAGGCCUCAGCUCUUCUGUUUGGUGUUCUAAUCCAGCCCUCGCCAUGUGACCUCUGAAGAACCCAAGUCAGAGAUAGAUAGCUGAGUCCUCCUCAGCCAAUUCCUUCUCUCAGGAACCCAUUUUCUCCUCUCGGAUGACAGGACUUCCUUCAAGUGCAUUGGAAGAUCCAGUCCCCCCGCCCCAAAUCAACAGGCCCCACAGUCUAAUUCUCUACCACCCGGACAACUGUCCCUUUGGAAACACAGACUCUUUGGGGCUUCUCCAUCUGUCAGUCUUUCAAGGUCGACCAGGCCGGGAAGCCAAUAACACGAGGAAUAUUAGAGUUUCACUUCAUUGAUAUGGGUUAUAGUAGCAGAAUCUGGAAAGCAUCAUCCCUUUGCUCCCUUUGGCACCAAAGAGCAUCAAGGCAGGGCAGCCCUGAGGUUCUUUCCCACACUUACCUGUUUUCCUGUGGUUAAUCCGUGUUUUCUUAACAGUUGCCACAAUUUUUCUGCAAGGCUGUUUCUAUAAUCCUCUACGCCAGGAGUCCCCAACUCACAGGCUUUGGACCGGGAGUUGUCCAUGGCCCACCAGGAACUGGGCUACGCAACUUAGCAGAGCUUCAUCUGUGUACACGUAGGACCCAGGAAGUGUAUGAAACUGGCA
Molecule: messenger RNA, 1388 nt
Organism: Thamnophis elegans (Western terrestrial garter snake)
Lineage: Eukaryota; Metazoa; Chordata; Lepidosauria; Squamata; Natricidae
Product: GTPase IMAP family member 9-like
Exons: 2
Coding region: 147-641 (164 amino acids)
Molecular function (GO): GTP binding
Source: RefSeq, a predicted model, not a curated record